Messenger RNA from Colletotrichum truncatum, 945 nucleotides. RefSeq lists its product as uncharacterized. The record is from RefSeq and is a predicted model, not a curated record. Lineage: Eukaryota; Fungi; Ascomycota; Sordariomycetes; Glomerellales; Glomerellaceae.
AUGGCCGCCUUGGCCUCCGGCAAAAUUCACUUCGACAAGACAUACCGUAUUUUCGUCAAGUAUUGUGUUCCAUCGGCACCCUACUCCAACGAUACUGCUCGGUCGAUUCAGGUCCUGACGCAUGGUGCUGCCUUGGAUCACAGCUACUGGGAUUUCGGCCCGGGCUAUAGCUACCAGCAUGCUGCGGCCGCAGCAGGACUUGCCACCAUCAGCUAUGAUCGCCUUGGAAUAGGCAAGUCAGACAUUCCAGACCCUCUAUUUGAGGUCAACUCCAUGUCCACGCUUGAGAUCUUGCAUGGCUUGAACUCCGUGGUGAGGUCUGGUGGAUUGGGUCGCCACUACAACAAGAUCAUCGGCGUCGGGCACUCUCUUGGCAGCGCAGUGACGCAGACUAUCCCGGCCAAAUUCCCAUUAGACUUUGACGCCAUCAUUUUGACGGGAUUCGUCUCUACUCCGCCGCCAACCAUAACUGCUGGUGCGCUGGGCUUCCUCAAGGCAAAUGAUAACCCUCGAUUGGGACACCUGCCCGAUGGCUACAUUCUGCCGGGCGUACCCACCGGAGUCCAUUUGUCAUUUUUCAAGUAUCCGAAUUUUGACCCUGCGAUUCUCGAGGAAUCGGUCAACCGCAUGCAGACCCAAGCCUUGGGUGAAUUGCUUGCAGCUCCGGGGAUUAUCGACGAGGUGGAUCUUUCAUCCCUCAAGAACUACUCCUCGCCGGUUCUAAUCGUAAAUGGAGAAAACGACUUUUCUGCCUGCGGCUUUAGCUGCGUCACUCCGCGGGACAUGACCAAGGAUACAUUGAAAGAUGGUUGGCCUGCUGCUGACCCGAUCCUCAGCGACACUAUGGUCCAUGCUGGCCUCGGUCACAACCUGAACACCCACCUCAGUGCUGAAGCUGUGUAUAACGGAAUGAUUGGGUGGGUUCAGAAAGUGGAAUCCAGUUGA